AUGGUAAGUGUGGAGGAGCUUCGAAAGGCACAAAGGGCAGAUGGGCCAGCAACGGUGCUAGCCAUAGGGACGGCAAACCCACCCAACGUGGUGGAGCAAGCCCACUUUCCCGACUUCUAUUUCAACAUCACCAACCUCCAAGACUUAUACCUUAAAGACAAAUUCUCUCGCAUAUGCGCCAAGUCAGGGAUCAAGAAGCGCCACCUCUUUCUCACUGAGGAGAGGCUGAGCGCCAACCCAAGCCUCUGCUCCUACAUGGCCCCCUCCCUCGACGCACGACAAGAGCUUGUGCUUGAGGAGAUCCCUCGCCUCGGUAAAGAGGCAGCCCUAUGUGCCAUCAAGGAGUGGGGACAGCCUGUGUCUGGCAUCACCCACCUCGUCUUCUGCACCACCAGUUGCAUCGACAUGCCAGGUGCUGACCUACGCCUUGCGAACCUCCUCAAUCUCUCCCCUUGUGUCAACCGCGUCAUGCUCUAUCUGCAAGGUUGCUUUGCAGGGGCCACUGCCUUACGCAUCGCAAAGGACCUUGCCGAGAACAACCACAAUGCUCGUGUCUUGGUCGUCUGUUCAGAGAUGAUCCCAAUUUUCUUUAGGGGGGUCCACGCAUCCCAUCUAGAGAGCCUCGUGGGCCCUGCACUCUUUGGAGAUGGCGCGGCUGCCGUGAUCAUCGGUUCCGACCCCUUGACUACAGAACGAGCGCUCUACCAGCUCGCUUGGGCCGGCCAGAGCAUCGUGCCGGACAGUACACAUGCGCUAGCAGGCCACCUCCGUGAGGUGGGCCUGACCUUCACGCUGAGCAAGGAGCUACCCAUGUUGCUCACUAAGAGCGUCAAAGACUGCUUGAGCCACGCACUGGAGCCACUAGGCAUCACAGAUUGGAAUUCUAUAUUCUAUGCCGCACACCCCGGUGGACCACUGGUCAUGGACAAGAUGGAGAAUGAGCUCGGGUUGAAGCCCGAGAAGCUUCGGGCCACACGUCAUGUGUUGGAGGAGUAUGGGAACAUGUCAAGCCCAAGUGUUCUCUUCGUGCUUGACGAGAUGCGGAAGUGGUCUGCAGAACAAGGGGCCGCCACGACCGGAGAAGGGCUCGAGUGGGGCGUGCUCUUUGGGUUUGGGCCCGGGCUCACCAUCGAGACUGUUGUGAUCCGUAGCAUGCCUACAUAGACACAUCAGUCCCUUCAUACUUUUCAUGCCAUGCACUACGCAACCGUUGUCAGUGCGUUAUUGUAACACUGUUUCUUUUUCCCCUUUCUUUUUCUAGGUAAGUUAUUUAGGUGCCAUAAGGCAUGUGUGUGCCAUGUGUAUCUCUAUUAUUAUUCACGGA
Messenger RNA from Amborella trichopoda, 1324 nucleotides. Its product is annotated as chalcone synthase 1. Gene Ontology annotation, biological process: polyketide biosynthetic process. The record is from RefSeq and is a predicted model, not a curated record. Gene Ontology annotation, molecular function: acyltransferase activity, transferring groups other than amino-acyl groups. Lineage: Eukaryota; Viridiplantae; Streptophyta; Magnoliopsida; Amborellales; Amborellaceae.